Molecule: messenger RNA, 985 nt
Organism: Boleophthalmus pectinirostris (great blue-spotted mudskipper)
Lineage: Eukaryota; Metazoa; Chordata; Actinopteri; Gobiiformes; Gobiidae
Product: leucine-rich repeat neuronal protein 2-like
Exons: 4
Coding region: 35-568 (177 amino acids)
Cellular component (GO): voltage-gated potassium channel complex
Molecular function (GO): transmembrane transporter binding; potassium channel activator activity; voltage-gated potassium channel activity
Source: RefSeq, a predicted model, not a curated record
CAGCAAGAAUGGAAGAAGACCCCAGCCAACCCACAUGCACGAGCCAGUCCUGACCCAGACUCUGACCCAUGAUGCACCUCUCCUCCGUCUCUCCGCUCGUCUCUCUCUUCUACAUCUCACGUUUUUGUUUUUCGCUCCUGUCGCCGUGGAGACAACAGCGAGGGGUUGCGUUGAUGGCAGGGACAAAGAUCACCGACCACUGAUUAACUGCACCUCAGCAGGUUACAGAGACGUGCCAUCGGGAAUCGAACCAACAACCAAGGUUUUGUUGUUUCCUCAAAACCAGUUCUCACACCCGUCCUGGACCUCUUUCACUGUUUUCACCGAGAUCCACGAGAUCGACCUCAGCGGAAACCAGAUUCCUACCCUCACCCGCAGUGAUGCUCCGAUCCUGCCCAGCCUCGCAGUGCUUCGUCUGGGCUUUAAUCAGCUCCGAGCGCUCCCUGAUCACUGCUUCUCUAGGAGUCCAGCUUUGACCGAGCUGUACCUCCAAAACAACCUGAUCAGCUCCCUCCAGGACCAGUCUUUCUCUGGACUCAGUAAACUCGAGGUGCCUGGUACAGUUUAGCAAACUUAUUCUGUAAAAUCAACUUAUCAGAACUUGUAACCAUGUUAUAGUUUUUUAACCAUUUACUAACCUUCUGAAGUUGUAUCUGGAGUGAUUCAUGCAUGUCUCAGUCAUCUUUAAUCGCUUAUUUUCGAGAUGCUAUUUUGCCGAACAACCUCUGUUUUAACCUUCAUAGUACACGCCCACUGCUCUCUUCUUCCUUCUCCAAUUUUAUUUUCUUAAUCAGUGAUACAAGUUUCGGUCCAAAUAUAAAAAGUGCUCUUCUCUAGUGUGACGUGUCUACAUGAGGGGCUCACAGCAUUUGGCGCGUUGUUGUCACGACAUUUACAGCGAUGUCAGCUCCCAUUGAACAGCACAGUUUUCAGCAGACUUGUUUAGAUGAAUAUAGUGAUUUAAAAUGGGGUCAGUCCAUAUGAA